CUUAAUCUCCAGACACAAAAAGGAACGCAAAAUUCUUGCUAGCGUCAGCGCGCUGACCAAAAGCUGUAGAACUCUGUGUUCGAUCGAGCGGCCACGUGUUGGUUGACUGAGUUGUCUAUCAUUUAUGUAAAUCAGUCGUGCAUUCGCUUUCAAGGGUUAACAACUGAAAGAUCGCAUCUCAAACAAGCAUUUCAAAAUGGCUGAAGGAGAAGCUAAAAAAGUCAAGAGAAAUGUUCUAAUUCCAGUUGAUCCUAGUCACCAUGCCGAGGAAGGAUUCACUUGGUUCAUGGAUAAUGUUUACCAUGAAGGUGAUCAUGUAGUCGUACUUCAUGUUGCYGAGCUCCACCCACCAGCAUUACCUCAUGCCCUUGCAACUGAAGAAUGGAAACAUGAAGUGGAGAAACAYGAACAAAAGGUUGAGGAAUUGAAGAAAAAGUAUGCACAGAAGUGCAAAGAUUAUAAGUUGGAUGCCAAAGUGAAGAUCGUUGGUGUUUCUACCUCAGUAGGUGCUAAAGUGUGCGAGGAAGCCAAGAUUGAGGAAGCUACCUUGGUGGUGAUUGGCAGUCGAGGAAUGGGUCUAAUCAGGCGCACCAUUUUAGGGAGUGUCAGUGAUUACGUCAUCCAUCAUGCACACUGUCCAGUUGUGGUUAUUCCUAAAACAGAAGCAAAGAAAGAAUGAAGACCUUGCUUUGUUUAAUCAAGUUAUUCUUUUUUGUUUCCAUAUUCAGGAUUAGAGUAAUUAGUCGCUUAUCAAAAGCAAUCAAUAAACGUGUAUUUUCACGCUAA
Molecule: messenger RNA, 786 nt
Organism: Actinia tenebrosa (Australian red waratah sea anemone)
Lineage: Eukaryota; Metazoa; Cnidaria; Anthozoa; Actiniaria; Actiniidae
Source: RefSeq, a predicted model, not a curated record